Molecule: messenger RNA, 2183 nt
Organism: Xyrauchen texanus (razorback sucker)
Lineage: Eukaryota; Metazoa; Chordata; Actinopteri; Cypriniformes; Catostomidae
Gene: mzt1
Product: mitotic spindle organizing protein 1
Exons: 3
Coding region: 204-431 (75 amino acids)
Biological process (GO): mitotic spindle assembly; microtubule nucleation by interphase microtubule organizing center; gamma-tubulin complex localization
Cellular component (GO): interphase microtubule organizing center; gamma-tubulin ring complex; spindle
Source: RefSeq, a predicted model, not a curated record
GCAACAAGCAGGGGGCGUGAAUGAUUUGAAAUCGUUGUCUGUUUUUUUUUAUAGUUUCGUGCAUAACUCGCAAACUUGUACUCGGUUUUUAUGCGCAAAUUGUGAGAAAACAUCAGGAACUAAGUAGAUAAAUGUGUCUGUGGCAUCUGGUCGGAAGAUAUAGUUUUGUUAUUGUCAUUGGAUAGCUUUAGCAGGAUAGCAUCAUGGCCAGUCCCGCGAGCGCAAACAUGAAUGCUGUCCGCGAGACUAUGGAUGUUCUCCUGGAGAUAUCAAGGCUUCUGAAUACUGGAUUGGACAUGGAGUCUUUGUCCAUAUGUGUCCGCCUCUGUGAGCAGGGGAUCAAUCCUGAGGCUCUGUCAUCAGUUAUUAAAGAACUAAGAAGAGCAUCUGAGUCAUUAAAGGCCUCUGAAAACAGCACUAGUCAAGGAUAACCAGCCUAAAUGUUCUCCCUGAUAGACACCCCUGUUUGAGAAGAAUGAAAACGGCAUGAUACACUGAACAGAAGCAUGUUAAUAUGCUUAACGUAUAAAAGCAGUAGGUUUUAAACCUGCAUUUGAUCUACUUUCAUGUGCCUAAAUAUGUACAACUGGACUUCUUAAGUGUGCUGUUUCCCUAUCAUUUUAGCCCACUUGAUAUUGUGAUAUACCAAUAACUAUAAUGCAUUUCAAUGAUAAAAGCAAUUUUGUAAGCAGUUAUGGGCCUUCAAAACAACAGAUAUUAUCUUUCAGUUUUAGUUUUUUGUGUGGUCUGUUAUGCAACAUGCUCUUUUAUUGAUGUGGUCUCUGUGUGUCUAAUCACACAUUACAUUUUUUUUGAAUAUGUUUCUAACAUUUCAGACUCUGCAAAUAUUGAGAACCCUUAACCCUAUCCCUAACCCAAUAUAUACAUUAUUUCCAUGUGUAUUUGUGUCUUUAAACCACAUGAUGGCGACAAUGGAGCAUUUGUUAUAUCAGGGAUUGUUCCUCUUGUAUUGGAUUGUUUCGUAGCAUUAGCAUUUCACCCUUUGAGAUUUAUUAAUUUCUUAUAAACAGUUAUAAUAAAUGUAAUAGUCAGCAACUCUGCUUAUAACUUCAAAGCAACAAGCCCAUUUAGUAUGUCUGUUUGUGAAGAUCAUCAGGUUUCUUCUCUGCUCUCCUCUCCAUGGUUGCCUUUUUGCACAGGUCUGAACAUAGUUUGGGCUUUGUUCUCUGGGAAUAUUUAAGGUCACGUUUGGUAAAUGAGCUGUGGAUCUUAGAUCAGCCCAAAAGGCAGUUUACCUGGCGUGAGCUUGAUUAACAUCCUGCUGCACUGAGAGGGUAAGGUGGCUAUGUCCUUGCCUCCUGCAGAAGUGAGGCCUAAUGUUUCACUCCUGCAGUGAGAAAGCAUUUAUGUGUACGUAAUCACCUCCACCUUAUGCACAUUUAGUUGAACAGGACAAAUCUUUUAAGCGAGAUUAUUUAAAGCCAUGCAUUGUUUUACAGUGUUUUGAUGUUAAUAACUUAAAUAUUUGUUGAUUUUGUGGAAUAAACAAUCUUUGCAUUGGAAGUUCUAAGAAUGGGUCAGGAGAAGCCAUUUUCAAGUUUCCAUGGAAUCACCUUUAACAGACACAAACACCAAUAUCAUGUGGAGAAUUAUUGCAACUGCUUGUUGGAAUGACAGGUGUUAUCAACUAAAGCAGACCAGGCAUGUCUCUUCACAAGGCUGGGUAAUGACGCAUGACAAAGGGGGUAUUUCUCACUGUGAAUUAGUAUCAUAAAGGUUGCUGGAGUGACAGUGAUAUCACUCAUCCAUACGAUCAAAUAAUUUUGUUAGCUUUGUUUGAUUGGCCUUCAGUCUUUAAGCAAUACACAUCUCUGCACAUUCUGGUCAUGAUCAAUAUUUAAUAAUGGAUUUAUUUAUUUUUUUACAUUUGAGAAAAAAAAACACUAACAUAAAAUGUAUGAUUUUACAAAGUGUUUGCAGAGUAAGUGAGCCAGCAAUGAUUUGAGGAUGGAAGUCAUGAAACCAAAUACACUAUUUAGUAUUCUUAGUUUGAUGUGUAAUUAUCAUGUACCCAUCCUCUAAUUCAUACAUUAAUUGCUUUAAUUAGUAAAGCAAUUAAAAAACAAUGCUAAGCUUUGUAAUAGCAUCCACCUUCAGUAACUGUUUAUGUAAAUGCCCCUGUGUUUGCUGUAGGUUAAUGAAAUGUUUGUUAUUAAAUGGGA